GUCGAAGACGCGGAUGUGUACUUUGAAGUCCGUGGGUUCGAUACCAAUGGUGGACUUCCAACCAACCUAAAAAGAGGACUAGAAGCAAGACAUUUGACGAUGAUCUCUAUUGGAGGAACUAUCGGCACUGGUUUGUUUCUAGCGUCUGGUGGUGCUAUUGCUAGUGGUGGUCCAGGCGGAGCUUUAGUCGCUUACAUGAUUGUCGGUCUUAUGAUUUAUUUUAUGAUGGCAUCAUUGGGAGAGAUGGCUACAUAUUUACCGAUAUCAGGUUCGUUUAAUACUUAUGCAAAGCGCUAUAUUGAUCCUGCAUUAGGAUUUGCACUCGGAUGGAAUUAUUGGUAUUCAUGGUCGAUAACAGUAGCUGUAGAAAUAACAGCUGGUUCAAUUGUGAUGAAAUAUUGGGUUAGCUCCAUUCCGAAUUGGGUUUGGAGUCUAAUUCUUCUAUCGAUUAUGUUUGGAUUGAAUUUAUUUUCCGUAAGAGGAUACGGUGAAGCAGAAUAUUGGUUCUCAUUAACAAAGCUAUUAACAGUAUUAGUAUUCAUUAUUGUUGGCUUCUUACUGGAUCUUGGGUUUAUUGGCGAUCCUCCGACAAAAAUUGGUGGAUCUGUCUUUGAUUCUGGAGCAUUUCACGCCGGAUUCACUGGUUUAUUUUCGGUGUUUCUUGCCGCUGGUUUUUCGUUUCAAGGCACCGAACUUGUUGGUAUUGCAGCCGGUGAAUCAUCAAAUCCACGAAAGCAUGUUCCGAAAGCAAUUCGUCAGGUGUUUUGGCGAAUUCUCUUGUUUUACAUAUUAGCCAUAUUUGUCAUUGGUUUAUUGAUAAGAUACGAUGAUCCACGAUUACUGAACAAUUCCGGGCCUGAUGGUGUUGCCGUCAGUCCUUUCACUUUAGUGUUUUCAAUGACUGGAUUCACAGCGGCGCCUCAUCUCAUGAACGCAGUUAUUAUGAUCACAGUUUUAUCGGCUGGUAACUCUGGAUUGUACGCGUCAUCACGUGUUUUAUAUAAUUUGGCUUUAGAUGGGUUCGCACCAAAAAUUUUCAGUAAAACAAACAGCAACGGAAUCCCCGUCAUGGCUCUAUUGAUGACCACGGGUAUGGGAUGUUUCGCGUUCUUUAUGUCCUUUUUUGGUGAUGGAAGAGUUUACACGUGGUUACUUAAUCUCUCGGGAGUAUCUGGUUUUAUCACAUGGGCUGGUAUCAGUUUCACACAUUGGAGAUUUAGACGAGCAUAUGUUGCUCAG
Ambispora leptoticha is the source of this 1239-nucleotide messenger RNA. Lineage: Eukaryota; Fungi; Glomeromycota; Glomeromycetes; Archaeosporales; Ambisporaceae. The record is from the annotation of a GenBank genome assembly.